UCCUCCUCCACCUGACACCCCCGGGCCGGCCCACCCCUUACCCCUCCAUCCCUCCCCUCGCCCCUCCCGGAGCCCUCCCGGGGAGGCGAACGGAGCCGCCGAACGCUGCCGCCCGCUCCCCCAGCGCAGCCCCGGAGCAUGCGAGGGCAGCGGGGGGGGCCCGUCCUCGCUGCCCCCCCCGGAGGGCUCCACCGGGGAGGGGGGCAGCGCUACCACCUGGCUUGAAGAGGGCUGGGGGCUCGGAGCUGAGCCUCCAUCCCUCCAGCAUCCCGCCUUUGGGGGGGGGGGGGUGGGAUUUUCCCCCAAAAUUUUGUUUUUUUUUUUUUUUUUUUUUUUUUUUAUGGGAGGGGGGUGAGCGAGUCUUGGAGGGGGCCUUGGGGAUCAUGCCGGGGGGGCUGCGCCUCGGCAUCGCUUUCUCCUCGCCCUCCAUGGAGCCCGGACCUUUUCUACAAUGACUUUCGCUGAGCUGAGCAAUGGCAGCUUGAGUGGGAACAGGACGGAGCAGGGCAGCCAGAGCGGUGCCAACCGGUCCUGGGGGCUGCAAGGUGAGGACCCCCCCCAGGGCAACGGCACCACGCUGCCUUUCGCCUUGGACGUGCAGGCGGUGGGCGUCGGGGUCUUCCUGGCCGCCUUCAUCCUCUCGGCCAUCGUGGGGAACAUCCUGGUCAUCCUCUCGGUGGCUUGCAACCGGCACCUGCAGACGGUCACCAACUACUUCAUCGUCAACCUGGCCAUCGCCGACCUGCUGCUCAGCACCACCGUGCUGCCCUUCUCGGCCACCCUGGAGGUGCUGGGCUUCUGGGUGUUCGGCCGCAUCUUCUGCAACAUCUGGGCAGCGGUGGACGUGCUGUGCUGCUCUGCCUCCAUCAUGAGCCUCUGCAUCAUCUCCGUGGACAGGUACAUCGGGGUCAAGUACUCACUCAAGUACCCCACCAUCAUGACGGAGAGGAAGGCGGGGAUCAUCCUCGUGGUGGUGUGGCUCUCCUCCAUGGUCAUCUCCAUCGGGCCGCUGCUGGGCUGGAAGGAGCCGCCACCACCGGAUGAGAGCAUCUGUAGCAUCACAGAAGAGCCAGGCUAUGCCCUCUUCUCCUCUCUUUUCUCCUUCUACCUGCCCCUCAUGGUCAUCCUGGUGAUGUACUUCAGGAUCUACGUGGUGGCCAGGCGGACAACCCGGAGCUUGGAGGCAGGGGUCAAGAAGGAGAGGAAUAAAUCCAUGGAGGUGGUGCUGCGCAUCCACUGCCGCAGUGUGCUGGAGGAGCCUCUCUCCAGCACCCGGAGCAAGGGGCACAACUUCAGGAGCUCCCUCUCUGUGCGGCUCCUCAAGUUCUCCCGCGAGAAAAAGGCGGCCAAGACUCUCGCCAUCGUCGUGGGCGUUUUCAUCCUCUGCUGGUUCCCCUUCUUCUUCGUCCUGCCUUUUGGUUCUUUCUUCCCAUCUCUGAAGCCCUCAGAAAUGGUCUUCAAGGUCAUCUUCUGGCUGGGAUACUUCAACAGCUGCGUGAACCCCAUCAUCUACCCCUGCUCCAGCAAGGAGUUCAAGCGAGCCUUCAUCAGGCUGCUCAAGUGCCAAUGCCACCGGCGACGACGUCCCAUCUGGCGCGUCUACGACCACCACUGGCGAGGGGCCUCCAUGAACAGCUCCGUGCAAGGCUCCGAGACGGACCUGAGGCCCAGGAUCAGCACCCUGCACAGCUCGUUCCUAUUUAACUCCUCCUUGCAGGAGAGGGCUGGUAAGAGGCGAACGCUCAGCUUCAAGGGCUGGAAAAUGCUCACUCCAUUCCAGAAGCCAGCGUCCACCCAGCUGAAGGAAAAGAUGAACAGCCUUUCUAACAAAAUCCGGGGCGGCUCCAGCAAAGGGGGGGUGACAGCCUCCUACAAAACGGAGGUGGAGUCUGUCUCCAUUGGGAUCCCUCAUGACUUUACGGAAACCAUUGACUAUCAAACCUAUGACUUAACAGAUUGCUGUGGGCUGAGAGAGACAGAUAUCUGAAGGCACCGGGACAGCUCUCGAUGGCUUCUUUAGCGGUAUCUAGCAGAAACAUGAAGGGAUACCACCUGUGGGUCUGUCAGGCAGUCUGGAAGCAGCAAUCAGGUAUAAAAUGCAGUUGCCCAAAGGUUGUACAAGCUUCCCCUACGGGGAGGUCAGCCCCUUCUAUGGGGUUAUGGGUUCCUCAAAUACAAGCCAAUGGCAUAUCCCAUUUUAACGAGCUGUGGCAAGAGGGGAAAUUGUAGGGUGGGUAUGGACUUAGGAAAAGAGCUGUUUCCUCCCAUGGGAUGGUUCUCUUUGACUUUGGAAGAAGCUGUGCAGUUAAGGGAUACCAGGACAUCUCCUUUGCCUUAAAAACACCACCACAAAAGCUACUGGAAGGAUUGAACCCCAACAGGUGCCAACUCUGCCUUAGCACACAUGAUAACAUUUCCAUCCAGAGGCAGCAUCCCAAACGGAUGCUGUGAGCAGUAGCUGGCAGCUGACCCUUUAGACAGUGGGCUGGGGGCUUGUAGGGCCACAGGGCUGGACAGGGCCUGUAGCCCAAGCCUUUGCUUUCGAGGGUGAGCAGACCGCGUUAUUCCCAAGCAGAGCUGGGGGAUCCCGGCUCUCAGCCAUCGUGUUCGCAGUACCCACAGCUUUGCCACUUCCACGCAGCCUGGUUUUAGGCCAGAAGAGCAGUCCAGAUGUAUACACUGAUGCCAACAGGUGUGCAGGUCUCUCUUCUCUAAAUCCAACCUGCAAUGUGCUUCUCAUUUCACUUUCCAGUGAGAAAUUUGCAAGCCAUCUAGUUCUGGCCUGCAUCCCUCUGUGACGUGGAGACACAGCAACUCCUUUCAAUGUUGGCCAUCCCCAGUCUUUUUUUCUCCCCUUCUUAUCCUCACUUGCUGUUUCUCUCAAACAACAUGGAAUAAAGAUGUAU
Molecule: messenger RNA, 2906 nt
Organism: Oxyura jamaicensis (ruddy duck)
Lineage: Eukaryota; Metazoa; Chordata; Aves; Anseriformes; Anatidae
Gene: ADRA1D
Product: adrenoceptor alpha 1D
Exons: 2
Coding region: 452-1987 (511 amino acids)
Biological process (GO): cell-cell signaling; adenylate cyclase-activating adrenergic receptor signaling pathway; positive regulation of cytosolic calcium ion concentration
Cellular component (GO): membrane
Molecular function (GO): alpha1-adrenergic receptor activity
Source: RefSeq, a predicted model, not a curated record